Molecule: messenger RNA, 468 nt
Organism: Kalmanozyma brasiliensis GHG001
Lineage: Eukaryota; Fungi; Basidiomycota; Ustilaginomycetes; Ustilaginales
Exons: 1
Coding region: 1-468 (155 amino acids)
Source: RefSeq, a predicted model, not a curated record
AUGUACAACGCCGACACGUCGCACCACGUCGUCCACAUCGGAGGCGCAUCGUUCGUGCCACCGAUGCUGACGCACUUCCACCUCUCCUCGCCCUCCUCCGAGGCCUCGUCACCCACCUCGCCUGUCCACUCCCGCUUCUCCUCCUCCUCCUCCACCGCCUCGUCCGCAGCAGACUCGCUCGAGGAGUGGGACGCCGUCCAGGCGCACCUGGCAUACGCGCGUCGCAUGGCGGACCACACAUCCACCAUGUGGCAGAAGGAACGUCUCGCCAUCGAAAAGGCCAAGCUCGACGGCACCUACACGGGCAACAUGACCUCCAGGCAGAACGGCAAUGCUCGCCCACCCAAAGAGGAACCAAAGGUGGAGAAGGUCGACAAGAAGGAGAAGAAGAAGUUGUCGGGUCUGUGGACAUCGCUCUUCUCACCGAGCGAGACGGAGACUAGGGGCAGGAGCAGACGCCGAUCGUAA